GGCAAGCAGUGGCAGCGGGCGCUGGCGCUGUUAAGCGAGAUGCAGGAGGUAAAGCUGGAGCCCACCGUCAUCAGUUACAGCGCUGGGAUCAGCGCGUGCGAGAAGGGCGAGGAGUGGCAGCGGGCGCUGACUCUGUUGAGCGAGAUGCGGGAGGUGAAGCUGGAGCCCAAUGCCAUCAUCAGCUACAACGCUGGGACCAGUGCGUGGAUAAAGGGCGGGCAGUGGCAGCGGACAUUGGCGUUGCUCAGGGAGAUAUGUGAGGCGAAGUUGGAGCCCGACGUCAUGAGCUACAGCGCUGGGAUCAACGCGUGCGAGGCAGGUGUGUAG
Molecule: messenger RNA, 327 nt
Organism: Prorocentrum cordatum
Lineage: Eukaryota; Dinophyceae; Prorocentrales; Prorocentraceae
Source: the annotation of a GenBank genome assembly